ACCGAGUCAGCUCAGCUUCACUUGGCCGCCAGCUUUCCAAGUUUCAAUUGUCAGGACUCGCUUAUUUUCUGUUCUCUUUCCACGCAUGAUGAUCCUGCUAGUGCUCGCGUGCGCGCUGCUCGCCCCCGCCAACGCCUCGUGGCGCUCCAAGCGUUCUGCCAUCGGCUGCCCCGAGACGUGCGACCCGUCGCGAUGCGAGCCCCCGCCCUCGCCCGCCGAGUGCCCGGCCGGGGUGGCGCUGGAUGCAUGCGACUGCUGCCGGGCGUGCGCGGCCGACGAGGGUGACCCGUGCGGCGAGGACGAGCGGCGCUGCGGCGACGGUUUGACGUGCACGACAAGCGACGGCGUGUCGGCCACGAGCACGGUGCGGCGCAGGGCCAGGGCGGGCGUGUGCGCGUGUGCCAUCCCCGAGCCCGCCUGCGGCAGCGACGGCGUCACCUACGUCAACGUCUGUAAGCUCCGACGCGAAACCGUCCGCGCUCUCCAGGCCGGGCAGCCGCCCGUCAUCCUUGUCCAGAGAGGCGCGUGCGGCCAUGCAGGUCAGAAGAACCCCGACAGUCUUCGCUUCAGGUAUAACUUCAUCGCCGACGUGGUGGAGAAGAUUGCGCCGGCCGUCGUCCACAUAGAACUUUUCCGCAAGAUGGUUUAUUCCAAGCGGGAAGUGGCGGUGGCCAGCGGCUCGGGUUUCGUCGUGUCCGAGGACGGCCUCAUAGUCACCAAUGCCCACGUGGUGGCCAAUAAGCAUCGAGCGAAGGUGGAGCUGAAGAGCGGCGCCACCUAUGACGCCAAGAUCUUGGACGUCGACGAGAAGGCCGACAUCGCCCUCAUCAAAAUCAAUGUGCCUACCAAGCUGCCGGUUCUGCUGCUGGGCCGUUCGGCGGAGUUGCGCCCCGGCGAGUUUGUGGUGGCCAUCGGCAGCCCCUUCUCGCUGCAGAACACCGUCACUACUGGCAUCGUCAGCACCACGCAGCGACAAGGCAAGGAGCUGGGCCUCCACAACUCCGACAUGGACUACAUCCAGACCGACGCCAUCAUCAACUACGGCAACUCGGGAGGGCCGCUCGUCAACCUGGACGGCGAGGUGAUCGGGAUCAACACGCUGAAGGUGACGGCGGGAAUCUCCUUUGCCAUCCCGUCUGACAAAAUACGACAGUUCUUAGCAGAGUCGCACGAGCGCCAGGCCAAAGGGAGGAACAGCGGCAAGAAGAAGUACAUCGGCAUCAGGAUGAUGAGCCUCACACCAACUCUGGCCAAGGAGCUGAAGGACAGACGGUCGGACUUCCCGGACGUCACCUCGGGCGCUUACGUCAUCGAAGUCCUCAGCCGGACCCCCGCCGAGGCCGCCGGUGUGCGGGAGAGCGACGUGAUUAUCAGCAUCAACGGCGAACGCGUGACGUCGGCGAGCGACGUGAGCGCCGCCAUCAGGCGCGACAACACGCUAAGGCUGGUGGUGAGGCGAGGCAACGAGGACGUCAUCCUCUCAGUCGUGCCCGACGACGUCGAGCCGUGACGAGUCGCCCGGCGCCGCGGGCGGAACACCCGUCGAGGCUAAGGACGUCAUGGACGGACCGACCCUCGAGACCACGCGUCGCAAGCAAAGACACCAAAGACGCACGCGCCACCAGUGGCCACUUGUGCUGGCUCAAUGACUUGACUUGUGUUGGGGACUUGUUUUUACGUGUAGGACCAUUUUUCAAGGAUGAAAAUACAAUUAUUUUUAACAGAA
This is a messenger RNA of Syngnathus acus (greater pipefish), 1726 nucleotides long. RefSeq names its product serine protease HTRA1B-like. Gene Ontology annotation, biological process: programmed cell death; positive regulation of apoptotic process; proteolysis. NCBI's taxonomy places the organism in Eukaryota, Metazoa, Chordata, Actinopteri, Syngnathiformes, Syngnathidae. The record is from RefSeq and is a predicted model, not a curated record. Gene Ontology annotation, cellular component: extracellular region. Gene Ontology annotation, molecular function: serine-type endopeptidase activity; protein binding. The coding region runs from base 86 to 1510 and encodes 474 amino acids. The transcript has 10 exons.